Molecule: messenger RNA, 642 nt
Organism: Mucor velutinosus
Lineage: Eukaryota; Fungi; Mucoromycota; Mucoromycetes; Mucorales; Mucoraceae
Gene: Atf6
Product: positive regulation of ATF6-mediated unfolded protein response
Exons: 3
Coding region: 1-642 (213 amino acids)
Source: RefSeq, a predicted model, not a curated record
AUGCUUCUUCUUGCCGCUAGAUCUAGACCUAUGCUCAACACAAAGCUUUGCAUGCAAGCCUUCAAAUAUUCCACUGUUCCAAAGCAAGCAGCAGGUCGAUUUACCAGCAACAAGUUGAUCAGUCAACCCAUUGAAGGGCAUACCAAAGAUGUGCAAAAGACAUUGGUAUAUAUAGGCCCUUUUGCAGAGACAAUGAGACGAUACAAAAUGACAGCUUCGUUCUUUGGAUUAUGUGGUAUCUUUGCAGUACCUGCGCUAUUGAGUACAGGGCAAGCGCCUGCCAUGAGUGUGGCAUUAGCUGGAUUUUCUGCGGUAUCACCAGCCAUCUUUGUGCAUUUAUAUACCAAUGGCUAUGUUACCAAAUUGGUUGUUUACGACGAUGUCAAGAGUGUUGAAAAGGACCGUAAAAAGCCCAAAUUGAUCAAGGACAAGUUCAUUGGAAUCGAGACAGUGUCUUUCUGGGGUAGAUUCAAGGAAGAAACCAUGUGGCUAUCGCAAUUAGCCUAUAAAUCAACACCCAAAGGGAUCACAUGGCAACAAAAGAUAGGUGCUAAGCAUGUAUAUACUCUCGAACGAGAGAUCAUGGAGGCAGAUCCAUAUCUCAAGGCUUUGGCAGACCGUGUUCAGAGACGAGAAGCUUAG